GUCGACAGCGCCCAUAGGCUGUAUCACUAUGAGUAAACAUCUCGCUGAAUUGGAAUAUAAAGCUCGUCUGGAUGCCGGGAAGCAUGUUGCUGAGCUAUUCCAGAAACCAGAGCAACUGGAGAAGCUUGAUCUGAUCCGGUCACGUUUUGUGAACCAAAAGAUGGCCACAGAAGCUCAGCUCAAGAUGACGCUCCAUAGUCAACUAGACGGUAGCAAGAUUGGGCUUGAAAAGCUGGAUGCGGCUAUGAAAGAAUCUCAAAGCUGUCGUAUCAGGCUGUUUGAACUAGCUUCGGCUUUAGAAAGCUUGGAAGGCUUACCCAACAGAUUGCUUGAGCUGAAAAACAUUUCACGGAAGUACUCACAGCUAGCUGCAGCUAUGGAAAACAUGACUUAUCUGGUAAAAGCUCCGGAGGCAAUGGAACAAGCUCAUGCCUAUGUGGAAGGAGAAAAUUUGCUUGAGGCUCAUAAGAUUUUACAAGAAUUGGAAGGGAUUCGUGAUGAGCUAAUGUCGGAGGUUCAUCCGGAACAUUCCAAGACGGAUCUCGAAACUCUGCGAGCCUAUUUCAGGGGUGUAGACGAGUUGAACCAACUGUUCGUAACAAAAAUCUCAAUGAUCGGAUCCAGGAUAACAAGCGCCGUUAUCACGCAACAUCGUUUUGUUGUGGACUGUAUCCGCGUUAUCGAUAGAGAAGAACGAGCUGAUGCCAUCUGGGAGAAACGUUCAGAGAAAACCCAGUUCAUACCACAUGGUCGGCCGAAGCAAUGGAAGAAACUGCUUUUGGACUCGAUUUCGAAAGCUAUUCGUGAUAAGGUUUUCGCCAGUGCUAUGGAUAGUGACAGUGACAAAAAUAAGCUAGUCAGACACAACGAGGCGAUUAGACAACAUGCGCUGGCCGACCUGAAGAUAGCCAAAAACAUUUGUCCAACAUACUUCCCACCGGAUUACAACAUUUUUGAUCGAUUUGUAGAGAUGUACCACAAUGCGAUUGGGGCCCACGUCGAAGCUAUGGUUAUGGAGGGCUUGACGGAUACUCAAAUUGUUCAGCUGUUAGGUUGGAUUAACUCAUAUCACACCGAAGAAUUCAUGAAGGAACCGGCCUUUGACAUUAAUUUUAGUCGUCUCACUCUGAAAUACCCCAUCAAUCUGCUUCCGGAAAACCAAUUGGAUGCAUUACGUGAACAAUAUAUAUCGAAGACGAUUGAGCGGCUGUGUUCGUGGCUGACAAAUUCACUCACGAAGGAUGCAAGUGACUGGCGUCGUCCUGUCGCUCCAGAAAUGGAUGGAUCGUCUUAUUAUUUCACAGGACUCCCCGUGCUUCUAAUGACCCCGCUGAAUGAAAUGAUUGGCAAAGGCAAUCUACUUAACUUUCUUGGCAGCUCUGUUCGAGAGCGAUUUCUUGUUAAGUGCGUGGACCAGAUGACCUACUUCGUCGGUGAAUAUGAUAACAAACUCAAGCAAUAUCACAUCGCCUAUCUGCAAGACAGGUCUAAAUUCCGAUUCUACAUCGAGUACAUUUUAGCCAAUGCGAACAAUGCUCUGGUGAUUGCCGAGAGUUUCAUGUCUGUUGUAAUGCAAGAACUGGCCGAAGAUGUGCAGUUGAAAGGGCGCUUGCAGUCUCAGUUGAAUCACUUGAAAAGUCAGUUUGGUAUUGUAACCGACCAUUGUCGACUUGCUGCUGAAGAGACCGUCCUCAUGGACAUAAUUAACGUGAUGAACAACGUAAUGACACCUCAGUGGCUGCGUCCCGAUGAUAUUACAGCCAACUGCUUUUCUGGUACCCUGGUGGAUUACGAUGAGACACUGCAUCACGUUCGUCCCUCGAUAUAUGAACAAUUGGUCAACCAUCUUGCUGAACGAGUUCUUAUUGAAUACAUAAAGGUACUUCUUACAAGGCGAUGCGUUUUUCGGUCGGAUGCGGAGCGGCAUCAAGCAGGAGAAAAGAUUCUACGUGACGGGGAAUCACUGAAGUGCUAUUUUCAUGACACGAUGAAAGUCAGUGAGGAGGUCUCCGUCGCCUACAGUGCUCUGGCUGCGAUAGCCCAAUUCUUUCUCACCACGGAUGCAUGUAUGCUCUCCCUGGACAUCGCUGAGAGUUCUCAUAACAAUCAAUUGAACCCUCUUUAUUGUUUCCAGAAUAUUGUCCGUGAAUUUCCUGAUGUGCGUGGGGAUCAGUUGUAUUGUAUGCUAAUGGCCCGAGGUGAUAUACGCCCCAAUAUUGCGAAAGA
This is a messenger RNA of Opisthorchis viverrini, 2226 nucleotides long. RefSeq lists its product as hypothetical. The annotation marks the transcript as partial. Gene Ontology annotation, cellular component: exocyst. Gene Ontology annotation, molecular function: SNARE binding. The record is from RefSeq and is a predicted model, not a curated record. Lineage: Eukaryota; Metazoa; Platyhelminthes; Trematoda; Opisthorchiida; Opisthorchiidae. Gene Ontology annotation, biological process: exocyst localization; exocytosis. The transcript has 22 exons.